This is a messenger RNA of Salmo salar (Atlantic salmon), 354 nucleotides long. The record is from RefSeq and is a predicted model, not a curated record. NCBI's taxonomy places the organism in Eukaryota, Metazoa, Chordata, Actinopteri, Salmoniformes, Salmonidae.
AUGACAAUGUAUAUCACCUUCAAGCUGGAGCCAGAGAACACCACAGUGUACCAGGGCCACAGAGCCAUCCUACACUGCCAGGCCACAUCAGACCCUGAGCCCCACAUCCAGUGGAUGGUCAAGGACAAAGUGCUGGACACCAGCAGGAGGUUCCAGAUAAUGCCCAAUGACUCUAUGGUGAUAACUGAUGUCACCACGGACGACACAGCCAAGUACACCUGCACUGCCGGAAACAGCUGCAGCAUCAGUGACGUCGUGGCACAGCUCUACAGUCAUGGCCAAAAGUUUUGAGAAUGACACAAAUAUUAAUUUUCACAAAGUCUGCUGCCUCAGUUUGUAUGAUGGCAAUUUGCA